This is a messenger RNA of Danaus plexippus (monarch butterfly), 633 nucleotides long. RefSeq lists its product as uncharacterized. Lineage: Eukaryota; Metazoa; Arthropoda; Insecta; Lepidoptera; Nymphalidae. The transcript has a single exon. The record is from RefSeq and is a predicted model, not a curated record. Bases 91 to 576 code for a protein of 161 amino acids.
AAAAAAAAUUGUAAUCAAACGUAGUAGACGUCAACAUAGGAUGUAGUUUCAGUUUUAAUGGUAUGUAUCUAAAUUAUAAAGUCAUUUGAAAUGGAAAAUAGUUGUGAACCAUCGAACGAUAAGAGGUCACUCGUGAAAGCUAAAUCUGUCAAUAGCGGAUGCCCGAAGCAGUUGAGGAGUGAGCCCGUGAAGAGGAAAUCGUUUAACGUGAACGAAGCAGUUCGCUCACUGGAUCUAGCGUUAGUGAGACUGAAGAAGAGCAAGCUGGUCAAUGGCGAUGUUGUUCCGAACAGUACCAAUAAUCUAGGGAGGAAGGAUCCGGUUGAACACAUCACGAAUCAGACCAAUUUCACUGAUAACUCGUCUGUGGUUUCCUUGAAUUUUUCCCAAUACGAACUAAUGCGCAACCUUUCAAGAUCGAAUUGUAAUCUCGAUAACGCCUUCAGCAGUACCACCUGCGAAACAUUCUCCAGUCUCACCGACAUACCAUCUAGAGACGAGCAAUUGGAGAGAUAUUUUAGGAGUAUAGAUGUGUGGUGUCGGAAUCACAGAGACGCCAGUUCGAGCGAAAUGUAAAACAUUUAAAGUGAGGUUGAAUCGUAACAUAUAAAUAUAAAUAAAAGUUCCAAUUAA